Molecule: messenger RNA, 975 nt
Organism: Bipolaris victoriae FI3
Lineage: Eukaryota; Fungi; Ascomycota; Dothideomycetes; Pleosporales; Pleosporaceae
Exons: 4
Coding region: 1-975 (324 amino acids)
Source: RefSeq, a predicted model, not a curated record
AUGGUUUCCCAAUCCCUCCCCAAAAUCAUCUUAGGAACUCACAUGAUCGGAGACGCAACCAAAGACCCAGGCACCGUCCGCUUCGACACCAAAUCAGAAGUCGAAGCCCUGCUAACCGCCUUCCACUCACGAGGCUACACACACCUCGACACAGCGCGCGACUACUCGCCCUCAGACCAAGGAGCCUCAGAAUGGCGUCUGGGCCGCUCCAUCGCCGGCACACGCUUCACACUGCACAGCAAAGUCCACAGCAGCACGGCCGGCGCGCACGCGGCCUCGGCGCUUCACGAGAGCAUCACGGCGUCGCUGCAAUCCCUCGGCGUUUCCACAGUAGAAACCAUGUUCCUGCACUUCCCGGACCGCACGACGCCGUUUGCGGACUCGGCGCGGGCCAUGGGCGAGGCGCUUGCGCAGGGAAAGAUGGACAAGUAUGGGUUGUCGAAUUAUUCGGCGGAGCAGGUGGAGCGGUUUUUGGGCGCGUGUGAGGAGGCGGGGUGCGAGAAGCCGGGGGUGUAUGAGGGACAUUAUAAUGCUGUUGCUAGGGGGUGUGAGAGAGAGCUUUUUCCGCUGUUGCGGAAAAAUGGUAUGGCGUUUUAUGCGUAUAGUCCUGCUGCUGGAGGAUUAUUCUCCGAGCAUGCUGAGACGUCGAGACGGUGGAAAGAUGAUAAUUUCAUUGGCAAGCCGUACAAUGUCAUGUACGGGAAGCCGCCAGUGCACGCAGCGGUAGCGACGAUUCUCGAGCUUGCAGAAGAACAUGGGAUAAAGGGGCAUGCGGCUGCGAUACGGUGGACAGCAUUUCAUAGCUUGCUGGAUGCAGAGUGUGGGGAUGGUCUCAUUUUCAGCGUUUCCAGUGUGGAGCAACUGCAUAAGACGCUGGAUGCCCUGGAGGCUGGACCGCUUCCUGUGGAGCUUGCAGAGGCGAUUGCUGAAGUGUACAGUAUGGUUGAUGGGGCUGAACCGCCGUAUCAUGUGUAG